AUGAUGAUGCGGAAUGGGUUAAUUGUGAGUUUGGUGCUAGUGCUUUGUUUUGUCGCGUCGUCGGAACAAGCAAAUACGACUACUGCCAGCACUAUUCCAGCUACAACAAACAAUACGACAGCUGAUUCUGAGACUAGCUCAGCAACUGAACCAAAUACAACACAGGGACCGACGCAAACAACAGCCCUGACAACAGCUUCAGCUACCAACGGAUUUACUAUAACAACAACAAAUUCGACACGGAGUGAUACAUCUACAACACAGGGACCGACGCAAACAACAACCCUGACAGCAGCUUCAGCUACCAACGGAUUUUCUAUAACAACAACAAAUUCGACAUCUACCUUUCCCUUACCUACAACUAAUAGUACUGGUAAUGGUACUGUUACCUCCCAUACAAUUAAAACAACAUCACAGAAUACAACGGCUUCAACUGUUACUUCUUCUACAGCUACAACAGCGGGGCCUCAAGCUUCGAAGGAAAAUACACCCUCGUCUAAUGCUUACGAAGGCGUGGAAGCGGUGGCAGGAGUUUCUAUAGUACUCAUUAGUGUGGUUAUUAUUGUGAUUGUUGCAUUCCUUGCUCGAUUUGAAAGACACAAAGAAAAAAUAAAACGUGACGAGAACGGCCAGAACAAUGAAGCAUUUGAAAUGAGAAAUAGAUAA
Mercenaria mercenaria is the source of this 666-nucleotide messenger RNA. Its product is annotated as mucin-5AC-like. The transcript has a single exon. NCBI's taxonomy places the organism in Eukaryota, Metazoa, Mollusca, Bivalvia, Venerida, Veneridae. The record is from RefSeq and is a predicted model, not a curated record. The coding region runs from base 1 to 666 and encodes 221 amino acids.